UCGUUCUCCUGGUUCGGUAAAGCAGCACUGGGGAUUGCCGCGAUGUCAGUUCAGGUUGUGGCAGCGAAAAUGGCUGAGGUCGAGCUAAAAGACGUCUCAAAGAAGGAAUUGCCCGUGGUUUCACCAGUGACACCUAACACAGAUGAAAAAGGCUCAUUAAACAGCGAGGCUAAUGUUACAGUGACAUCUCCCCAGCCGGAGCCCAGUGUCCGGAGCGACGCGAGUCCUCUGAGCCCGACCCCGAUCAAGAUGCCUCAAGCGUCCGCGAUGAAGCGACCGGACCCGCAACAAAACGGCGGCGAGGCAUUCGUGAACAGCGACGGCACCGUGGCCGAGGCUCCUCGCAUGAAAAAGCAGAUCCAGUUUGCUGACCAGAAGCAGGAGUUCAACAAACGGCCCACCAAGAUCGGACGCCGUUCUCUAUCUCGCUCCAUCUCUCAGUCUUCUACAGACAGCUACAGCUCAGCUGCCUCCUAUACUGAUAGCUCGGAUGAUGAGACCUCUCCUAGGGACAAGCAGCAGAAGAACUCCAAGGGCAAUGGAGAUUUCUGCAUUAAAAACAUUAAGCAAGCUGAGUUUGGUCGCAGAGAGAUAGAAAUUGCUGAGCAAGAGAUGCCUGCUCUUAUGGCCUUAAGAAAAAGAGCGCAGGGAGAAAAGCCCCUGGCUGGAGCUAAAGUGGUGGGCUGCACUCACAUUACGGCCCAGACUGCUGUCCUGAUGGAGACCCUGUCUGCAUUGGGUGCUCAGUGCAGGUGGGCUGCCUGUAACAUCUAUUCCACCCAGAAUGAGGUGGCAGCUGCCCUGGCAGAGGGAGGCUUCUCAGUGUUCGCAUGGAAGGGUGAGUCUGAAGAUGAUUUCUGGUGGUGCAUCGAUCGCUGCGUGAACGUGGAGGGUUGGCAACCCAACAUGAUUCUUGAUGAUGGUGGGGACCUGACACACUGGAUCUAUAAGAAAUACCCCAACAUGUUUAAGAAGAUCAAAGGCAUCGUGGAGGAAAGUGUGACUGGAGUUCACAGGCUGUAUCAGCUGUCAAAGGCUGGCAAGCUUUGUGUGCCUGCCAUGAAUGUCAACGACUCCGUCACCAAGCAGAAAUUUGACAACCUCUACUGCUGUCGUGAGUCCAUUUUGGAUGGUCUGAAGAGGACCACAGAUGUGAUGUUUGGAGGGAAACAGGUGGUGGUGUGUGGUUACGGAGAGGUUGGAAAGGGCUGCUGUGCUGCUUUAAAGGCAAUGGGCUCUAUUGUGUAUGUCACAGAAAUCGACCCUAUUUGCGCUUUGCAGGCCUGCAUGGAUGGCUUCAGGCUGGUGAAACUAAAUGAGGUCAUUAGACAAGUGGACAUUGUCAUCACCUGCACAGGUAACAAAAAUGUAGUGGUGAGAGAAAACCUGGACCGUAUGAAGAACGGCUGCAUCGUCUGUAACAUGGGCCACUCUAACACCGAGAUUGAUGUGGCCAGUCUGAGGACCCCUGAAUUGACCUGGGAACGUGUGAGAUCACAGGUGGACCAUGUGAUCUGGCCUGAUGGCAAGAGAAUAGUGUUAUUGGCAGAGGGUCGUCUCCUCAACCUGAGCUGCUCUACUGUACCCACCUUUGUCCUGUCUAUCACAGCCACGACCCAGGCGCUGGCUCUGAUAGAGCUAUACAAUGCUCCAGAGGGUCGCUACAAACAGGAUGUUUACCUGCUGCCUAAGAAAAUGGAUGAGUAUGUGGCGAGCCUUCACCUGCCCACAUUUGAUGCCCACCUCACUGAGCUGAGCGAUGAGCAGGCCAAGUAUCUAGGCCUAAACAAAAACGGUCCCUUCAAGCCAAAUUACUACAGGUAUUAAAGCAUCUUACCAAUGGAAAUGAAGAUUAGCAAAUUUAGCCAGAUUCAUCAAUCCAGGGGAAGCUGGGGUUCAGCCUCUUGGUCGGGGGGAGGGAGAGGCUCUGUGCUGAUUGGCUGGAGCCUUUGGCAUGGCUUGCAUUGGCUACAGCAGUUUUUAUUUAUUUUCUGCUACAAACAGCAUAACUCUAAUCUUUUUAUGAGCUGCUGCUGCUAGUGGUUCAUCCUAGCACCAUCUUUAUAGAGAUUUCACCCUUUCAUCCUCUUUAGAUUCCUGUGUUAGUUGUAUGUAAUCCGUUUAGAAAUCUUUUGUUUAAUGUUGGCUAAUCUGAUUUGAAAAAGAUGAAAAAGAAGAAACUAAUGUACCUUUUGUUUUUGUUCCUUAAUGAUUUUAUGUUGGACAUGCAGUUUAUCCUAUUGUCUUUAUUUUCUACUUCUGUGGGUAUUUCAUUUUCUGUAAUGGUGGGUUGGGACACAGGUAUGGCUGGGUCCAAGGGUCCCAAUUAUCUAUUUUCUUUUUGUUUUAUGAUUUUUUUAUUUUGAUUUUACUGAAAUCUUAGGAUUUGGGUUUUAUUUAGUUUUUAAUUACAAUAAGUUAGUCAAACUUUACCUAGACACUGGCCUCUUUGCUCCACUGUCACAACAGCUGGAUACAGAUUAUUUCAUUGGUCAGAUUGCAGCCAUCUCACAUGUCUCCCAAGAGGCUUGUGCUGUUUCGGUAUUUGAAAUGAAGCCAGUAUUAGUGUUUUAAAAUGUUCCCUCUUUUCAACGUCUCGUUCUCUAGUUCUUGAUUUUCUUAAAAUGUUAUUACAUUAUCACAGAUGCUUUUCAGGCUGUAUAAUCAUUUACAGGGGUGUAUAUUUAAAUAUUUAUACAGAAAACUUAAGAUUUUUCUAUCUUCUACUUCCUUUUUCUUUUCCCAUGCAAUCAUCCUGUAUUAAUAUAGAGAUAAGCAAAUUAAAUGUUCUAUUACGUUUUAGUGUAAUGUUUAAUGUACUGAAACGUUCAAUUUAUAUACUGUGAAGUAAAGAUUAUUUUGAUGAAAUACCAAAUGUAUAGUUAGGUCCGUACCCACUUUCUUUGACAGGCCCACCAGAAUUUGUCUAAAAUGGAGGAUUAGAUAAGGCAAAGAGUGACUUCGGUGCUCAUUUCAUGGUUUUAAGGGGUGAUUGGAACAAACUGCUUUGGCAUAUCUGUUCUCAAAGCUGCCUUGCUGGAAUUGCUUUUUGAAAUUGGACAAAAUCUGGCACUUUUUCACUACACUAUUAAUUUUACUUUUACAACAGGUGAUAUUACAUCUUUGAUCAACUCUGUACGUUUCCCAUAAGAGGCAUUGAAUUGCUUCUUUACCCUCCAUAUAUCUGUGUUUCCUGUACCAUUUUCUUCUUUUUCUGCAUAGCAAAAUAAAUUUAUCAGUUAAAAAAAAUAUAUUAACACCAACAAUGCACAACACUUAGAUUUUCAUGUUAACAGAUUUAUACAUAUCUACAAUUCAAAUGCCUGGUUUGUAUGUUUAUUCUGGUAAAAGCAGUGUUAUUCAGGUCUUACUGUACUUGGCUUGUCAUUCUAAGGUGUUGACAAGCUCAGCAUUAGUACACCUCGACAUCUAAAACACUUAAUUAAAUCACUCAGCAUUCACGCUAAUGAUGUCGAAUUUUCUUCCCCAAAUACACUUGGUGUUACGUUUAUGUAUCAGAGCGCCAUACUGUAUCAACAUGUUCAAGUUAUCCCCCAAAUGUCUGUCAGUUUCUCCAUCUGUCUGUGUUUAGUCGAGAACACUUGUGCUGACCUUGAUGUUUUUUUUAUUUUUAUUUUUUUUUUAUUUCCCCCCCUGUCUGUGUUUGGCUGUGCAUACAUCUGCAUGUGUGUUUGAGAGAGCUCUCGUGUGUAUGGUUUUUUUGCAAGGUCAGAAUUUUGUCGCAGUGUUGCUGUUGACUCAGGAUCCAAGCCUCUGUCUAAGACUGACCUGAUCAGUGGUUCCACAGCAGCAUGUGCACCGAGUUAACACCAGCAUCUCGUAUAGAAACGAGCUUAGUAGGAACUAAAUCAAAUCCACUCCUGUAUUUAUUGUAUUCAGUACAAAAAGAGAAUCUUUAAUGUUACUUGUUAAAACAAUGUUUAAAUAUUUCAAAUUGAUGGUAGAUGAGCAAUAAUCAAUAUGUAACCUGAAAGAAUGAAAUAAAAGUCAUAAAAAUGCGUUGUAAGACA
Molecule: messenger RNA, 4031 nt
Organism: Clarias gariepinus (North African catfish)
Lineage: Eukaryota; Metazoa; Chordata; Actinopteri; Siluriformes; Clariidae
Gene: ahcyl2b
Product: adenosylhomocysteinase like 2b
Exons: 17
Coding region: 43-1827 (594 amino acids)
Biological process (GO): L-methionine cycle
Cellular component (GO): cytosol
Source: RefSeq, a predicted model, not a curated record